CUGAUCUUAUACCCUCCACCGCCCGACCCAGGCGAGCGCAACCAGGCGUCGGAAGCAGCUCCGUUGUCGUGCCAACGCUAUUAAAUUUAGACUUGAGACCGCGCAGAAGCGAAGGUAUCGCGACGCGCACCGUCGCCUUGAGUUUCGGAUGGCCUUCCCGGCGGGUGUUCUAGAAAUGCCCUGCUGUGCCCGCCCGCUCGAUCCCCGUGUCUGGUUGUCACUGCCGGUAUUGUGAGUGGGUAGCAGCGGUAGAACACCUUCACGAGUACCUGCUUCGUUUCUCAGUCCUCUGUAUGCAGCAUACUCGAUGACCGACGACGCUAUGCUUCCCACCGGCGCGUGGGAUACUCACGUCCACAUCUUCGCUCCGAGCACCCAUCCCUACGCCUCCACGCGCUCGUACUCGCCGCUCGAAGCACCCCUGCCCGCGCUCCUCGCCCACUCGCGCUCGAUCUCGGCCACCGACUCGCCCACGAACCUCGUGCUCGUCCAGCCUUCGCCGUACGGUCGCGAGAACUCGCUUCUCGUCGAGGCGCUCGCGUCUUUGAACAGCGAUCCGGCUCUGUCGUCGGUGAGAGCGCGGGGGAUCGCGGUCGUCGACAGCGGUAGUGCGACGGCGGAGUCGCUGCAAGUACUUCAUGAUAGUGGUGUGCGCGGUCUGCGCAUCAAUCUCGAGUCGUCUGUAAACGCGCGGUACUCGACUGACGAGCUCAAGACCGUGAUUGCUGAUUCAGCGGCUGCCAUCUCGUUCCUGCCCGGAUGGGUUCUGCAGCUAUUCAUCAAGAGCACUUUGUGGGACGACCUCUUACCGUUCGUCAUGACCCUGCGCGUGCCAAUCAUCGCCGACCAUCUCGGAGGUCUACUAGGCGCCUCGAAAAGCCCCGUCGUCGACUCGGCCAACCCGCUCUCGCAGCCCGGAUACGCCUCGCUCGUCCGUCUAGCUCGCGAAGGUCGCGUGUACAUCAAAGUCUCCGGUCUCUACCGCGCCUCGAAUGCGCGCCCCGGAUUCGAAGACCUGGAACCGAUCAUCAGCGCGCUGGCCCGCGACGCUCCAGACCAGCUCCUGUACGCGAGCGACUGGCCGCACACGGGCGAGGCCAAGGACAGACUGAAGCGGUCGAGCGACGCGCCCGAGGCAUUUCAGGUAAUCGACGAUCGUCUUGUCAUUGCCAAUCUUCGAAAAUGGGUCGCGCCAGUGGUAUGGCAAAAGAUGUGCGUCGACAAUCCGGCCCGUCUGUUUUCCAACUAGGGUUCCUCUUCACAUGACGAAGACACUACACUCUGGCCAGGCCCCGCACACUUCGCCCGAGACAGCGUCUGUCAGCUGCAGGAUUUUGGGUAUCCUGCAACACCCCUUGCCACACUGAAUCGAGCGGGGUUGGCAAGUGCGGCGCUGGCCCGUGUGGUGG
Messenger RNA from Myxozyma melibiosi, 1409 nucleotides. RefSeq lists its product as uncharacterized. The transcript has 2 exons. Gene Ontology annotation, molecular function: hydrolase activity. Bases 308 to 1249 code for a protein of 313 amino acids. Lineage: Eukaryota; Fungi; Ascomycota; Lipomycetes; Lipomycetales; Lipomycetaceae. The record is from RefSeq and is a predicted model, not a curated record.